Molecule: messenger RNA, 1062 nt
Organism: Cylindrotheca closterium
Lineage: Eukaryota; Bacillariophyta; Bacillariophyceae; Bacillariales; Bacillariaceae
Source: the annotation of a GenBank genome assembly
AUGGCACAAGCAUCAUCCAACCACAAUAAUAUUAUUGACAAUGUCAGUAACAGUAAGGUCGAUGAUCCUGCUACGUUGUUGGUAUUUUCGGAUCUGGAUGGGACGCUGAUUCAUUAUCCAGAAUACCUUCCAGACAAUGAUGAGAGUUUGUUGAAGCUACCGCCCUCGUCCACGGGUAUGCGAGGCGUUGUCUCCUCCGAAACGCUCAAGCUGACGCAAGAUCUGCGAACACAAGGCAAAAAGUUUGUCCUCGUCAGUGGGAUGCGAACGACUACAUUGCUGAAUCGGCUUCCUUACCUACCCAAAGCGGAUGCCUAUUGCUCGGAAGCAGGUGGUCGCAUCUUUUAUCCUACUGACAAAUUGACGGAGGGAUGCUUCCAAGUCGACCCCAAGACUUUUGAAGGUGCCACAAAAGAAGAUCUAAAACCCUUUGGUAUUGUGGAAGAUAUGGAUUGGAGACGAGAAAUGGAAAAAUAUACAGGGGAGUUUGAUCUCGACGGCUCCUCCUUUGAAAACAUAGAAUCUUUUGAGUCUACACCUGCGGAGAAUCGGGUUGGGGGACUAUGGGACUAUGCUCGUGACUUGCAAAAGAAGGGCUAUGUAAUUGACAUUCGGGGAUAUUCAUCUUGUUUUCGAUUGAACAAGAUGAAGCAAACUCAAAUAUCUGACAAAGACUUUCAACGACUCAUCAACAAAAAAGUCUUGGCGAAAAAUGGCCUAGCCACAAGCGUCAACUUGAGUUGCAUUGAUAUCUACCCUGCCAUCAGUGGAAAGAAGAAUUGUUGUCAAUACCUUGGAGAAAAGUUCUUCCCCGACGUUCCGAAAUCCGAAAUCUUGUCAAACCAUGCCAUUUGCCUAUGCGACGAUGACAAUGAUAUCGAAAUGGCCUUGGCGGUCCGGCAUGCCUACCUCCCUUCCCUUGCCUCCAAAACGAUGGAAGCAGUCAUUGAGAAACACACGGAUCGCUUUACAGAGACUUACAAACUUGAAUCCGCUUCCUCUGGAAGUGGAACAGGAGCCAGUGAUCUUGCUUUGAACUUGAUUCUGGAAAGCGGCAACUAG